GACUUAGGGACGGCCUCACCUGGAGCUUUUGCUGAAAAGGAGCCUUUACCCCAAAUUUUACACCAAAGCCUUUCCUCCUUGGGGGCUGCUCUGUCCUGUUCUUUAUCCCUUUACAAGGAGGGCCCUGUUGCUGUGCUGGAGAACCCCACUCUGAGCUUGAAAUCUAUGCAACAUUUCUUCAUAAUCUGCAUUUUCCAUGAAUUUUUUUUAAGAUCCUGUUCCUCCUUCUAGCCUGGAAAAAAUGACAGAUCUUGUAGCUGUUUGGGAUGUUGCUUUAAGUGAUGGAAUCCACAAGAUUGAAUUUGAACAUGGCACCACAUCAGGCAAACGAGUAGUGUAUGUAGAUGGGAAGGAAGAGAUAAGAAAAGAAUGGAUGUUCAAAUUAGUGGGCAAAGAAACCUUCUGUGUUGGAGCUGCAAAGACAAAAGCAACCAUAAAUAUAGAUGCUGUCAGUGGUUUUGCUUAUGAGUAUACUCUGGAAAUUAAUGGGAAAAGUCUCAAGAAGUAUAUGGAGAACAGAUCAAAAACCACCCACACGUGGGUGCUACACUUGGAUGGUGAGGACUGUAGAGUUGUUUUGGAAAAAGACACUAUGGAUGUGUGGUGCAAUGGUAAAAAAAUGGAGACAGCAGGAGAAUUUGUGGACGAUGGGACUGAGACACACUUCAGCUUCGGCAACCAUGACUGUUACAUAAAGGCGGUGAGCAGUGGGAAGCGGAAGGAAGGGAUUAUUCACACGCUCAUCGUGGACAACAGAGAAAUCCCUGAGACUCCCGAGUGACUUCACGUUCACGACUUUCAAUCUGCAGAAGUAAAGAUCAGGGCUUUUUAAUGACUGGUAAUGAAAUGUGGUCAAUAAGUACUUACUAGUACAUUUAGUCUGCAGUGUUUAUUUUUUAGUUACUUGAAACUGUAAUGUUCCAAGGAUCAGAAAAAAAGUAUGUACAAUCAAAAUAAUAAUUUGUUUUAUAAAUAAUGUAAACUCUUUUAAAGCCAAAAGGAAAAGAAGAUAUAGGCGAAAAUCAUCAAUGUUUUA
Molecule: messenger RNA, 1036 nt
Organism: Lepus europaeus (European hare)
Lineage: Eukaryota; Metazoa; Chordata; Mammalia; Lagomorpha; Leporidae
Gene: FAIM
Product: Fas apoptotic inhibitory molecule
Exons: 5
Coding region: 242-781 (179 amino acids)
Biological process (GO): negative regulation of extrinsic apoptotic signaling pathway via death domain receptors; positive regulation of neurogenesis; canonical NF-kappaB signal transduction
Source: RefSeq, a predicted model, not a curated record